Messenger RNA from Phyllostomus hastatus (greater spear-nosed bat), 4624 nucleotides. RefSeq names its product glucosidase alpha, neutral C (gene GANC). The coding region runs from base 339 to 3071 and encodes 910 amino acids. Gene Ontology annotation, biological process: N-glycan processing; carbohydrate metabolic process. The record is from RefSeq and is a predicted model, not a curated record. Gene Ontology annotation, molecular function: carbohydrate binding; alpha-1,4-glucosidase activity. Lineage: Eukaryota; Metazoa; Chordata; Mammalia; Chiroptera; Phyllostomidae. The transcript is spliced from 25 exons.
CGUCACUAUUUGAUGGGAGCAUGUGGAAAAACUGCGCAGGCGUCGUUCUGUCAAAACCUGGUCACCUUAGCGAGCUAGAAUCUCCAAAAACCUCUCCGCCUCAACCAGCUCUUCUCUCUCCUAGUCCUUAACGGGUUUGGGAACCAGAAAUACUCGUUUGUCCUGGAAGUUCCAGGAGGAAGAGUCGAGUUGUCUCUGCUUAAGGACCUGGAGGGGACUCCCAUUUCCCAGAGACUUGAUGGUGGAGAAGUGCUGGUGGUAAUUUCGAAAGAGACAUCUCCGCGCUUGAAAAGACCACCAGACUAAGUGCUGGGAGCCUGUGAAGUGACUUGGAAGCCAUGGAACCAUCCGUAGAAGAGGAAAUCAGUGUUGAAGAUGAAGCUGUGGAUGAAAGCAUUUUCAAAGACUGCAGCAAGAUUGCUUUCUACAGGCGUCAGAAACAGCAGCUCUUCAAGAAGUCCACUUAUCAGGCAUUACUUGAUUCAGUCACGAUAGGCAAAGACAGCACCAGGUUCCGAAUCAUCAAUGAAGCAACUAAGGUUCCUCUUUUGGCUGAAGUUUUUGGUAUAGAGGGAAAUAUUUUCAGGCUUAAAAUCAAUGAAGAAACUCCCCUGAAGCCCAGGUAUGAAGUUCCCGAUGUCCUCACAAGCAAGCCAAAUACUGUAAGGCUGAUUUCAUGCUCAGGGGAUGCAGGCAGUCUGGUACUGGCAGAUGGAAAAGGAGAUCUAAAGUGUCAUAUCAUGGCAAACCCAUUCAAGGUAGACUUGGUGUCUGAACAAGAGGUUGUGAUCAGCAUAAACUCCCUGGGCCAAUUGUACUUUGAGCACCUGCAGAUUCCCCUCAAGCAAAGAGCUACCAGAGAAAAGGAGGAUGCAUCAGUCAACACCUCUCAGGAAAAUCUGGGCCUGUGGGAGGAGAAAUUCAGAAAAUUUGUGGAUGUCAAAGUUAAUGGUCCUGCCUCCAUCGGUUUGGAUUUCUCCUUGCAUGGAUUUGAGCAUCUCUAUGGAAUCCCACAACAUGCAGAAUCACACCAACUUAAAAAUACUGGCGAUGGGGAUGCUUAUCGUCUUUAUAACCUGGAUGUCUAUGGAUAUAAAAUACAUAACAAAAUGGGCAUUUAUGGUUCAGUACCUUAUCUCUUGGCCCACAAACUGGGCAGGACUUUUGGCAUUUUUUGGCUGAAUUCCUCAGAAACACUGGUGGAGAUCAACACAGAGCCUGCAGGAAAGGACACAGUGACCCAGAUGGGCCCAGUUGCUGCCAAACAAAAGGACAGCUCUCGAACCGAUGUACGUUGGAUGUCAGAGAGUGGGAUUAUUGAUGUUUUUCUGCUGACAGGGCCUACACCUUCGGAUGUCUUCAAACAGUACUCGUCCCUUACAGGCACACAAGCCAUGCCCCCACUCUUUUCCUUGGGGUACCAUCAGUGUCGCUGGAACUAUGAAGAUGAGCAGGAUGUAAAGGCAGUGGAUGCAGGAUUUGAUAAACAUGACAUUCCCUAUGAUGUCAUGUGGCUGGACAUAGAGCACACUGAGGGCAAAAGGUAUUUCACCUGGGACAAGAAAAGAUUUCCAAACCCCAAAAAGAUGCAAGCGCUGCUCCAAAACAAAAAACGUAAGCUUGUGGUCAUCAGUGACCCCCACAUCAAGAUUGAUCCUGACUACUCAGUGUACGCUAAGGCCAAAGAACAGGGCUUCUUUGUGAAGAAUCAUGAAGGAGGAGACUUUGAAGGGAUAUGCUGGCCAGGUCUCUCCUCUUACCUGGAUUUCACCAAUCCCAAGGUUAGAGAGUGGUACUCAGGUCUUUUUACUUUCUCUGUUUAUCAGGGAUCUACUGACAUCCUCUACAUAUGGAAUGACAUGAAUGAGCCCUCUGUCUUUAGAGGACCAGAGCAAACCAUGCCGAAGAAUGCCAUUCAUCAUGGCAACUGGGAGCACAGGGAACUUCAUAACAUCUAUGGUUUUUAUCAGCAAAAGGCUACUGCAGAAGGACUGAUACAGCGAUCUCAGGGGAAGGAGAGACCCUUUGUGCUCACACGUUCUUUCUUUGCUGGAUCACAAAAUUAUGGUGCAGUUUGGACAGGUGACAACAAAGCAGACUGGAGCUACCUGAAAAUUUCCAUCCCCAUGUUACUCACUCUCAGCAUCACUGGGAUCUCUUUUUGUGGAGCUGACGUAGGCGGCUUCGUCGGGAAUCCCACGGCGGAGCUGCUAGUGCGCUGGUACCAGGCUGGAGCCUACCAGCCCUUCUUCCGCGGCCACGCCAGCAUCAAGACCAAGCGGCGCGAACCCUGGCUCUUCGGGGAGCAGCACACCCGGCUCAUCCGAGAGGCCAUCAGACAGCGCUACGCCCUCCUGCCCUAUUGGUAUUCCCUGUUCUACCGUGCGCACGUGGCUUCCGAGCCCGUCAUGAGGCCGCUGUGGGUAGAGUUCCCUGAUGAAUUAGAGACUUUUGGUGUGGAAGAUGAAUACAUGCUGGGAAGUGCUUUAUUGGUUCAUCCCAUCACAGAGCCAAAAGUUACCCUGGUUGAUGUGUUUCUGCCAGGAUCAAGUGAGGUCUGGUAUGACUCUAAGACAUUUGCUCCUUGGGAAGGAGCGUGUACUGUGAAGAUCCCAGUAGGCUUGGACACCAUACCAGUGUUUCAGCGAGGCGGGAGCAUCGUGCCAGUCAAGACGACUGUAGGAAAGUCCACGGGCUGGAUGGCUGACGCCCCGUAUGGACUCCGGGUGGCUCUGAGCACUAAGGGUUCUGCUGUAGGUGAACUGUAUCUCGACGAUGGCCAUUCAUUCCAAUACCUCCACCAGAAGCAAUUCUUACACAGGAAGUUUUGUUUCUGUUCAGGUGUUUUGAGCAACAGUUGUGCAGACGAGAGGGGUCAUUAUCCCAGCGAGUGUGUGGUGGAGCAGAUCUCUGUCCUAGGCCUCAAGCAACAGCCAUCUUCGGUGACCACCCACUCACCUGAUGGUAAAGAUCAGCCUGUGGCUUUUACAUAUUGUGCCAAAACGGCCACCCUGAGCCUGGAGAAGCUCUCACUGAACAUUGGAACUGACUGGGAGGUCCACAUGAAGUGACAAAGAAGUGCAUCUGGUGACGAGUGUGGGGAGCAGCCUGCACCCUUCAAACUUCCCUUUGGCUUUUUCUCAAGAUUUGUGUCGCACACUUACUGACUUCUCUGUCUCAAAAUAAUCUUUCAUUAGUAAUCAAUUUACUAAUGAACAACAGAUUUCAGAUUUUACAUUUUUAGAUGUAUUAGUAAUACUCCUUGUGUCAAACUCCACCUCUUCUCCUCAUCCCAUGGAGCCCUGAGACAUUUCCAGAGUCUGUGCAUCUUCCAUGGCUUCUCAGGCCCUGUGGGAAGCUCUGUGUCCUGCUGAGUGGCUUCCCUUGGAGCACAGCAGGCUGGGUUUAUUUCACGUGAGAUGUGGGCCGGGCGCAUCGAGUGCGGCCCAUCUGUGGAAGCUUGCCUCUGGCCAUGCAGCAGAGUCGUUCUGCCUGUAGCAGCUGAGGUGCUCAAGGCCCAUCUCCCAGUGGACAGCAGCCUCGUACCCCUCACCGUUACCUUCCCCCUUAGAUGUGGGCAGAACAGCCCUUUCCUGCGUGCACUACACACACUGCAGCCAAGCGGAGUCGUUCCCCCAGAGGCUGGUGCAGGAGUACAAAGGGUUGCUUUCUCAGUCACACCUUUUGGGCUCCAAAGUUCCAAAUUAAUCUUCUUAAAGUUCUAAUUUCUUAAUUGUUUUUAUUAAAUACUUCUACCAAACAAAGAAUAUUUGUAACGUGAAUGAGCUAUAAUUAAUAAUAAUAAAAUACACAGCAUGUCCUCACCACUGAACCUCAUAAAUAGAAUGCGUGACUUCAACAAACUUGCCAUGGGCACAAAACAAGUAUGACAAAAAACAUGGCAACCAAAAUGAAUUAUAUUUAAAUGCAACAUCUUUAAAAAUAAAAAUUAAUGUAAAAAAUCCAUGAUGAACAAGAUAUCAAAAUUUUAAAUACAGACAGGGUCAGGAUUACUGAGUUCUCCUUUUGCCUCUGGCUCCAGGAUGCCUUACUGUGGGACAGAACAACACCACAUACCCAUUCCUCAGGAUGCUCCCUGCUCUGGAGCCCCAGUUACUUCCUUCCGCCUGCUACAGCAUCUGCGGGGAGCCUCAUGUCCUCAGCGCUCUUCAACACACACAUUUCUCAUCAGGCUUUUCCCACUUAGCAACUUGCCAACUGCUACCUCUAUGACUUCUGUUUCCUGGUCCCCAACCCCCACUCUUUUCCCUCCGCCUAGACACAUCUGACCAUCUGUCAAGACCGAACUCAAAUACGACUUUCCCAUUAAGCCUUUCCAACUACCUUAACACCCCCACCAUUCCCCUGUACCCAUGAGCAGUGAUUAGCCCCCGCUCUGAAAUCCUGCCCCAGUUUUAAACUGUGUUCUUACUUAGCAUUCUCAGGGAUCAUGCCUUAAGGUUUCAGGUGUGUCUGCCUUGUUCCCCUACUAGACUGUAUGUUCCUCAAGAGCAUGUUAUAAGUGUCUCAUAGCUGCCAGAGCACCAUUAUACUUGGCUUUGAGUAACUAUUGACUAUAAUUGGUUAACUAAUGGAUUUGAUUGAUUAAAAAGUGAGAGUUGAA